AUGAUAGACAGCGUCGCAUGGGCUACCGUCUGCACGUAUGGGGCCUCUUUGAGCGCUUUGGAUAGGAAGGUUUUCAGGGAAAUCAAGAACAUGGAUCGGGAUGCUUCUUACCUUGUUCUGGCACAUCAGGUCCUCUUUGCAGGUCGAAACACCCAGUCUUUGGCUUUGGAAGGUCCAGCCCCAAAACCAAACACCUUGUUCAAGCUGAGUGACCCUACUGCCUGGAUAUAUUCGCUCAACAAAAGUAGGCUGUACAAAACGAUUCAGUUUUUCCCGCUGCAUCUUUGCCUCACCCCUGCUGUUGGUACCGGACAUCGCUGUAGCGACGAAAACCCUGCAUUUCCCUUUAUGGACGAAAGUAUUUAUGAUCCAGAAUUUUUGGUGUAUUACCUUUUGAUUUUGCUUCGGUAUCACCCCUGCAACGUGGCCGCUGAUCGCAAGUUUCUUCGACUAUUCUUUUCACACCACUGCUUUGCUGUGUUGGUCGUGAUGCUUUCUUCAGAAUGUCCUUAUAUGCGAGAGGGUGCCUUCCAAUGUCUUGAUAUUUUUUCUAAAAGAAUAUUUCUCCUUCCAAAUAUCGUAAACGAGGAUUUUCCAGAGAUGCGGCUUGUACGAUGGCUCUCCACACUUGUACAGAAUAUCUUUUCCGAACAAGACCGGCGGGACGUUUCAUCUGGCAAGACACAGCUGGCCCCCAUUGUUGCAAGGCUAUUUGCCGAAUAUGCUAAUGUAUUAACGGUUGAAAACCAUCAGCAGCCAUCUGCUUUGUCGUCUUUGCCGAGCUUUUCGAUCGCUCUUUAUUCGGAGCUGGUAAAAAUUUUAAUUUCUCAUUCGACUUUGAUUUCGAACGACCUUCCUAUUUUUACCAAUUUCUGGUUUUCUACCAUCCCAGAAAGUGCGCCCGUCAAAAGAUCAUUCAUAUUGAAAAUCCUUCGCCAAGGAAUGAAAAAUUCGCUGGAUGAAGAGAUCUUUCGCAAAAGGCAUAUCAUCGAGCACCUGCUGGUUCACUUGCUUUCAAUAUCGAGCGCAUCUUGCUUGCCGGACAUGGUUGCCAUUCUCGAGGUACGAGCUUUUUAUUGA
Molecule: messenger RNA, 1080 nt
Organism: Mitosporidium daphniae
Lineage: Eukaryota; Fungi; Microsporidia
Exons: 1
Coding region: 1-1080 (359 amino acids)
Biological process (GO): maturation of 5.8S rRNA from tricistronic rRNA transcript (SSU-rRNA, 5.8S rRNA, LSU-rRNA); maturation of LSU-rRNA from tricistronic rRNA transcript (SSU-rRNA, 5.8S rRNA, LSU-rRNA)
Cellular component (GO): nucleolus
Source: RefSeq, a predicted model, not a curated record